Messenger RNA from Meriones unguiculatus (Mongolian gerbil), 6135 nucleotides. It is a transcript of the gene Lmo7, whose product is annotated as LIM domain 7. NCBI's taxonomy places the organism in Eukaryota, Metazoa, Chordata, Mammalia, Rodentia, Muridae. The transcript is spliced from 31 exons. Gene Ontology annotation, biological process: regulation of cell adhesion; regulation of signaling. Bases 225 to 5369 code for a protein of 1714 amino acids. Gene Ontology annotation, molecular function: protein binding. The record is from RefSeq and is a predicted model, not a curated record.
UGCACACUGCUUCCAGUUAGUCCCAAGGCUUCCCUCUCCUGCUCCAGUCCCGCUGGAUCUGAGCCAGUUUUAGGAGUUUCGAGAGAGCUACGCCGCUAAGUUCUGCUAGGUUCCUGAGCUUAAACUGCACAUCGCAACAAAGGGAGGGGUCGCGUGGGGGCUCUGGGUCCCGGCGCGCACCCACUGAACUGCUUUCUCCCUCUCUUGCCCUAGUCGUGGAAGGGAUGGAGGACGCCGAGGCCGACUGCUCGGUUGCUUUCGCAGAGGCUCAAAGAUGGGUGGAGGCUGUAACUGAGAAGAAUUUUGAAACAAAGGACUUCCGAGCCUCUCUAGAAAAUGGUGUUCUGUUGUGUGAUUUGAUUAAUAAGCUCAAACCUGGCAUCAUUAAGAAGAUCAAUAGACUGUCAACACCAAUAGCAGGGUUGGAUAAUAUAAAUGUUUUUUUGAAAGCUUGUGAACAGAUUGGAUUGAAAGAAGCCCAGCUUUUUCAUCCCGGCGAUCUACAGGAUUUAUCAAAUCGAGUCACUGUCAAGCAAGAAGAGACCGACAGGAGACUGAAAAAUGUUUUGAUAACGUUGUACUGGCUGGGAAGAAAAGCACAAAAUAACCCCUACUAUAAUGGUCCCUAUCUCAAUCUGAAAGCCUUCGAGACUCUUUUAGGACAAGCUUUGACUAAGGCUCUUGAAGACUCUAGCUGUCUCAAAAGAAGUGGCCGUGACAGUGGCUACGGUGAUAUCUGGUGUCCUGACAGAGGAGAAUAUCCUGCCCCUGCAGGGAGCCACAGGAGAGAAGAUUCCUUCGAGAGCUUGGACUCCUUGGGGUCUAGAUCAUUGACCAGCUGCUCCUCAGAUCUCACUCUUAGAGGUGGGAAAGAAGGUUGCGAAAGUGACACAGAUUGGGAAUUUACAUUCAAAAUGCAGGAUUAUAACAAAGAUGAUAUGUCCUACCGAAGGAUUUCAGCUAUUGAACCAAAGUCGGCUUUGCCGUUCAACCGUUUCUUGCCUAAUAAAAGCAAACAGCCAUCCUAUGUGCCAGCACCUUUGAGGAAGAAAAGGCCGGACAAACACGAGGAUAACAGAAGAAGCUGGGCAAGCCCGGUCUACACAGAAACAGACGGAACGUUCUCAAGUAACCAGAGGAGAACUUGGGGUCCUAAGACGGAGAACUGGCACACAGUCCAAGGAACUUCCACCUCCUCUUGGUAUUUCGAAGAGGAAGAAGAGAAGCUAACACGCAUGCCCAAUAUUGUGAAGGAUGACCUCUAUGUGCGGAAACUAAGCCCGGUCAUGCCAAGCCCAGGCAGCUCUUUUGAUCAGUUCCUCCCUAAAUGUUGGACCCCAGAAGAUAUGAACUGGAAAAAAAUAAAGAGAGAGAAUUAUAAGCCAUGGUAUAAGGAAUUUCAGGGAUUCAGUCAGUUUUUAUUGCUUCAGGCCCUCCAAACAUACUCUGAUGACAUCUUGUCUUCGGAAACAAAUGUCAAAAUUGAUCCCACCUCUGGCCCAAGGCUCAUAACUCGCAGAAAGAAUCUCUCUCAUGCACCAGGCUAUGGAUCCCACGACCUUGAGUUGCCAGCCCUGGAUCCUGACUUAGAAAACGAUGAUUUCUUUGUCAGAAAAACAGGGGCUUUCCAUGCAAAUCCGUGUGUUCUUCGAGCCUUUGAAGACUUGAGAAGGUUCUCUGAGCCGGAUGAUGCUGUUGAACGUGACAUAAUAUUGCAAUGUCGGGAAGGUGAACUCGUACUCCCAGAUUUAGAAAAGGACGAUAUGAUUGUUCGCCGGAUCCCGGCACCGAAGAAAGAAGUGCCCCUCUCUGGGGCCCCAGAUAGAUACCAGCCCAUCCCUUUCCCCGAACCCUGGACCCUGCCUCCAGAAAUCCAAGCCAAAUUUCUCUGUGUGCUCGAAAGGACGUGCCCACCCAAGGAGAAAAGCAGUAGCUGCAGAGUGUUAGUUCCUUCCUGUCGACAGAAGAAGGAUGACAUGUUGACUCGCAAGAUCCAGUCUUGGAAGCUGGGGACCGCUGCGCCUCCCAUCAGCUUCCAGCCCGGCCCCUGCAGCGAGGCUGACCUACAGAAGUGGGAGGCCAUCCGGGAGGCCAGCAGGCUUAGACACAGGAAGCGGCUGAUGGUUGAGAGACUCUUUCAAAAGAUUUAUGGUGAGAAUGGGAGCAAGUCCAUGAGCGAUGUAAGCACAGAGGAUGUUCAGAACCGUCAGCUGCGGUACGAGGAGAUGCAGAAAAUGAAAUCCCACUUGAAAGAGCAAGAUCAGAAAUGGCAGGAUGACCUUGCAAAAUGGAAAGAUCGUCGGAAGAGUCACAAUUCAGAUCUGCAGAGGAAAAAGGAAGAGAGGGAAGAGAUUGAAAAGCAGGCUCUUGAAAAGUCCGACCGAAGCUCCAAGACCUUUAGGGAAAUGCUUCAAGACAGGGAAUCUCGCAAUCAGAGUUCUACAGUUACAUCUCGGAGGAGGAUCUAUUCCUCUGAUGACAUCCUGGAUGGUGAAGCGCUCCCUCCUACAGUGACUCUGUCAGAAACCAGUUACCGGAGUGACAGACCUGAAGACCCAGCAACAGCUUAUCCUGCUGAGACGCCCAAAGAAGAUUCCACAACAUCUGCAGAUAGACAGGACGGUGGGGCGGCUGACAUUCAGCUUCCUCCUCGUAUUCCCGAAGAGCAGCGUCUGGCCCCUUUGCCUUCUACACAGCCACACCAGACCCCUUCGCCUUCUGCAGAAAAGCACCAGGCCUCUUUGCCUUCUGCAGAACUGCAUCAGAUCUCUUUAUCUUCUACGGCACAGCGUCCAGCCUUUCUCUCUCUUCAGCCGUCACCGAGCACAAGAGUAGAGUUGACUCGGAUUUCAGCCUCUCUCCCUAGAAGUUACCAGAAAACUGAUACAGCCAGGUUAACAUCUGUGGUCACAGCGAGACCUUUUGGCACAUCUUCAAGGGGAAUCUCGUCACUGCCCAGAUCCUACACGAUGGAUGAUGGUUGGAAGUACAAUGGAGAUGUUGAAGUUGUCAAGAGAGAACAACACAAUUUGGUCAGAGAUGCUGGCUCAAAGCCUGACUCUAGCCAUAUUUUGGGCUCAUCCAGCGAAAAAGAGGUAGCUCCAGGAGAAGAUGUGACAAGCUUGUCCUCUUCCACACCCCUUUCCUCAUCUCUCUCCCAAGACCAGGCGGCCUCUUCAAAAGCAAUGUUCUCAUCAAUGUCUGGCCUAGAUUCAGUGUCUGACUCUGGAGAAGGGAGAAGCUCACCACUGAGGGAGGUUUCAAGGUCCCAGGAUCAGUUCAGCGAUAUGAGAAUCAGCAUAAACCAGACGCCUGGGAGCAAACCUGUCUUUGGGUUUACAAUAAAAUGGGAUUUUUCUGGGAUCUUCGUAGCAACAGUCGAAAAAGGUAGCCCAGCAGAAUUGUCUCAGCUGCAGGUGGAUGAUGAAAUUCUUGCCAUCAAUAACACCAAGUUUUCAUAUAACGAUACAAAAAAGUGGGAGGAAGCCAUGGCAAAUGCCCAAGAAACUGGAAACUUAGUGAUGGAUGUCAGGCGCUAUGGAAAGUCUGACUGGGGCAAAGACCAACCUUCCCUGCCAUUUAUACGGCAUAAAACCCUCAAUCUUACCAGUGUGGCUACCAAAAUUAUAGGUUCACCUGAAACAAAGUCGACUGAUACAACUUCAGGAAUUUACAACACAGACAAGUCUUCAAGUCUGUCAGUAACAACUGAUUUCUCUGAAAGCCUUCAGAGUCCUUCUACUGAAUCCAAACAAAUCAAUGGAAUUCAUGAGGAAAGCAGCACCUUUGAUUCAAAAGCAUCAGAAUCCAUUUCUUUGAAAAAUUUAAAAAGGCGAUCACAAUUUUUUGAACAAGGAAGCUCUGACUCUGUGGUUCCCGAUCUUCCGGUUCCAACCCUCAGUGCCCCGAGUCGCUGGGCCUGGGAUCAAGAGGAGGAGAGAAAACGGCAGGAGCGGUGGCAGAAGGAGCAGGACCGCCUACUGCAGGAGAAGUACCAACGUGAGCAAGAGAAGCUGAGGGAAGAGUGGCAGAGGGCUCAACAGGAGGCUGAGAGAGAGAAUUCCAAGUACUUGGAUGAGGAGCUGAUGGUCCUAACCUCCAACAGCAUUUCUCUGACCUCACGGGAGCCUGUGGCUGCCACCUGGGAACCCACUUGGAGUGAAGGGUCCAAGUCUUCGGACAGGGAAGGCACCCGGGCUGGAGAGGAGGACAGGGGCCAGCUGGAAGAUGAUGCCGUUUGCGAGGACCAAAGUCUGAAGCUGCAGCAACAGCUCGUGCUUGAGCAGGAGAAGAAACGGAAGGAACAAGAGGCUCAGGAAGAGGAGCUCCGGAAGCAGCAGGAAGCUGAGGCUCAGGCCCGCGCUCGGGCACAGGAGGAGGCAGAAGCCAAGGCCCGGGCAGAUGCCCAGGCCCAGGCUGAAGCUGAGGCGCAAAGAAGAGCUGAAGCACACAAGUUCCAGGCAGAGAGGGAGCGAGAAACUUCGGUCAAAAUAUACCAGUACCGGAGGCCUGUUGAUUCCUAUGAUCUACCAAAGAGAGAAGAAGAACCUUCAGGAUGGCUUCCCAGUGACAGAAGUAAAUCAAGAUCUACUACAGAACUAAAUGACCCCUCCAUAGAGAAAAAUGGAAGCAGCAGAUAUUCAGAGCGAAUUGGGACCACUGGCUUUUCACAGAGGAGCUCCAAGAAGGAUCAAGCCCCCUCAGAAGCAGAGUUAGAGCGACAGCAAAUCCUUCAGGAAAUGAGGAAGAGGACAUCUCUCCACAAUGACAACAGCUGGAUCCGGCAGCGCAGUGCCAGUGUAAACAAAGAGCCCAUCUGCCUGCCUGGGAUCAUGAGAAGAGGAGAGUCUCUGGACAAUCUAGACUCCCCGAGGCCCGGUUCUUGGAGGCAGUCCCUUUGGCACAACCAGCCCGCAGGAGUCUAUGCCUCCUCCUCUGUCCAAGACUUCAGUCGCCCACCGCCACAGCUGCUGUCCACCUCAAACCGUGCCUACAUGCGGAACCCAUCGUCUGCUGCGCCACCUCCAGCGGGCUCUGUGAAGACCGCCAUCCCAGGCCCUGCCACCGCGGGGUCCACCUCCCCGCGCAGCCAUUCCCCUUCCGUGUCACAGUCAGGCUCUCAGCUACGUAACAGGUCAGUGAGUGGGAAGCGUGUGUGCUCCUACUGUAAUAACAUACUGGGCAAAGGAGCCGCCAUGAUCAUCGAGACCCUGGGUCUUUGUUAUCAUUUACAUUGUUUUAAGUGUGUCUCCUGUGAGUGUGACCUCGGAGGCUCUUCCUCAGGAGCAGAAGUCAGAAUCAGAAACCACCAACUCUACUGCAAUGACUGCUAUCUCCGAUUCAAAUCUGGACGGCCAACCGCCAUGUGAUGUAAGCCUCCAUUCGAAAGCACUGGUGCAGAUAGAAGAGGAGGCGGUUGCCGCUGGUGCAGAACUAUAAAUACCUGUUGUUGUAUGUUUUUCCCUCUUUUCUAAAAAGAAGAAUAACCUUCGCCGCGUUAGAUGACAUAGGAACACUGUAGCGUUGGUAGGACCUGUAUUUUUGUUGUUUAUUUAUAAGAAGGUAAUUAUGUGGGGUGGGGGGAGAGUGCAGUAUUUGCGUUUUGAAUUUCAGCAUCCCAAAAUGCACAAGUGGAAAACAAAACAAAACAAAACAAAAAACAAAACCAAGAACUUAAAAAAAAAAUACUUUCGAGGCCAAUGGUGGUCCAGUGUGACUCUUCAGUGGUGUUUGAAAGAGGGUAAUUUUUUUAAAGUUCUUAAACAUCAUUUGAAAUUGUUAAUAUAAAUAUGUAAUUGUUUACAGUUUAUUAUAAUGUAUUCUAAGUUAAUGUGGAACCACAUGAAAAAUUUCAUUUAAAUCCACUCAUAAGCUUGCUUUUUGUGGUUUUCUUUACACAGAAAUAAUCCAAUUGAAAAAUAAUUUUGCUUACGUAAAUAUUUUAUUCACUUGAGGAGGGUGCUCUAUUUUCUUCAAAAGGACUGUUGUUGCUAAGCAAAUCCCCAUAGGAAGCUGUUUAUUUUCAGUAAUGAAAAAUAAUCAUGGUUUGCGUAAUCAUGGAAAUUUCUCCAGAAACUGGUAAUCUUUUCUGUUCAGUUGCCUUUGUAAAUAAAAAAUGGUGAUGCAUUUAAAAAA